CACCACGGGGACGCGCCUGCUUGAGCGCUCAGUCCGGACGAGUCCCGGCAAGCAGGCGAUAACGGGGCAAGCAGCUGACGGCGGGCGAAAGCAAAGAAGUAUACCUCUGACAUCUGUUCCUGAGGACAGGCAUAUCAAGACUCCCAGCAUCCAUAGUCUGCAUUGGAAAGAAGGAUAUUCCAAGGAGGCAGGCUGGGACUGUGAUACUCUGGAUAAAUCUUCUUGACAUGGCCAGGCUUUCCAGCUAACCCAGGGAUGAAAAGAAAAACAGCAGCAUAUUCAUGGAAGCCAGUACUACCGAGCAAAGCUUCUCCAUGUGAUCGAUUCAAGCAUGCCUGCUGUAUUAGUAGUGGGUUCCUUUAUGUUCAUGGUGGCCGGCAAAACACUAGCUUGAGUGACUUCUGGAGGUACAAGAUAGUGAGUAAUGAAUGGGAGAGGCUGGACAAUUCAAAAGAUGGCCCAGAAGAAUUGGAAGAGCACACAAUGGUGGAUUACCAGGGUGUUCUCUAUAUCUUUGGUGGAAUGGUAGAUUCUGCUUUCACACAGAAGAAGAAUCCUCUCUGGAUGUAUGAUACUGAUUCAACCAAGUGGAUGGAGUGCCAACUCUCAGCAGUGGAGGGUGAGGGAGCAGCUCCUGUUAAUCGGAAGGGCCAUAGCGCCGUUAUUUACAGGGGCAGCAUGUACCUGUAUGGUGGAUACAUUGACCUUAAGGGUGCUUCCCAAGAAUUCUGGAGCUUAUGUUUUGAUGCAAAACAGUGGGCCCCUGUACCAGCCAUAUCGUAUGGUGGCAGUCCAGGUCCCCGUCAUGGUCACACGGCUGUGGUUUAUGGCAACGACAUGUACUUGUUUGGAGGGCUGAUGGGGCUGAGUGAGCAAAAGGACUUCUGGAAGUGGGAUUUCGUGGCUGCCAACUGGUCUACUAUCAGAAGGAGCCAGGGGCCUCCCAAAGUGGUGGGACACUCUGCUUUAAUCUUUGAAGAUUCUAUGCUGGUGUUUGGUGGAGGAGUUUCUAAUAGUAGGCCAAGCAGUACUCUGUGGAAAUACCAUUUUCCAACUCAAAUGUGGAAAAAACUGGAUAGCCCAACAGAGACUUCAUCCAAAGCUUACCAUUGCAUGUUGGGGAUUGGAUAUGGUUUCCAGAUGACUGCCGAUUCUCCAAGGAUGUCACCCAGCUAUUUGCAUUCAAAGGAAAAAGGCUGUUCGAAGCUAGUGGCUAUCUCUAAGCAGCAUGUCUGUUUCUGUGACUAUAUGGACUGGACGCCGAAGUACCAGCCAUUCAGCAACGAAGAUGGAACAGAAAUAGAAAUGACAACCUUUUGCCAGUCUCAGGAGCAGCCAGGAUUCUGUUCAGCCCAAACCACUUCUAAUGCACAACUGAGUGAAAAUGAAGCAGCAGGCAUAUUGUCCAGGAAAGAGAAAAACUCGUACCUCAACCCUUUACAGGAAAAGGAGUUUGCCACCAUUGACCUGAUCGAGACAGAAGCAAGCUUCAGUUAUCUGGGACCUGACAGUAUGGACAAUAGCCAGUCCUCUGCUGUGCUGCUGCUUGUUGGAGGCAAACCUUUGUCUAGUUCUUCUGCAAUCUCAUUUUGGCAAAUGGAACUGUAAGUUUAAAUGGCGUGCAUAUACUAUGGCAGGAAAACAGCAUGCCUGGUUUUGCUGAAGAGGGCUGUCAGGAAAAUUAUCUGUACUGUUGCUUAUUCAUCUUUCUUGGAACUCAAAUGUCACUUUGUGAACGGCAGUAUUUAGGGAUGACAGUUGUAACACUCUUUACAUUUCCUGGAGUCUCUCAACCCAGGCAAACAAGCCGUGCAGCUAUUCUCAGUGAACUGGUUGGAUCGGAGCACUCUGAUUAAGCAGCUCAACUGUAAAUGCAGCAGAGACAUCCACUAGGCUUGCUAAAUUGUAAUCACAGAUAAUUUAUCUGUGUCAUUUCUAUAGUGCAUUUAAAGCUUUUUGCGAGUUAUGUAAUCCGUACAAGAACCUGUAAGGUGGGUCAGUAUUAUCUCCGUGUUGCAGAUGGGUAGUGGUGGUAAAAGAUAGUGGGAUGAAGUGAUAUUUGAGCUAGAGGACUUCAUGGUUCAUAGCUUUAGUUUCUAAACUGCUAUGUUACACCACUUAAAUCUACAACAUCCCUAGAUGUAAAGCAGGGUGGACUUCAACCUUAGUUUAAUGCAGGCUGAUGUGCCAUCUCCAAGUACUCCAACUACAUGAACCCAUGUAGUUCUUAAGAUAUGUGAAGCCAGAUUGGCCAGUUGAUGACCAGGCUUCUCUCUAGCCAUAUCCAUGAUACACAAUAUAAAUAGAGCAUUCUCUCUCAGAUAUCAUCUACCCCUUUUAGUAUCAGUGCUGGAGCCAGUUUCUAUUUGGCACCCAUUCCCCAACACUUUUUCCUAUUCCCCAGGGAACUGUAAAGCUUACUAUGGGCCCAGUGCUCCAUGCAUAUAAGAAGACCCCACAAAAUGACAACUCAUGAAUUUAGGGUACCUUAAGAAAAGCUGUUCAAUAGUGACCAAGGCCUUUGUAGGUACAGGCUAUACCAAAUGACAUUUGUAGCUAUCACAUGAUUGAUAUGAGCUUGUUUGGAUAAUGUUUAAGGUAAUUUAUUGCUGAACAGGUAUCCUUAUUCAUGCCUUAUUUGUAUCUUUCUAUACUUGCACAAGAUGGAGCCAUGUCCCUUCACUCCACAUUUGUGUGCAAUGUUGAUUCUAUUCCAUAUUAGGUGGUAUAGAAAGAAAGGUGUACUUAUUCCAUGGAGUACAUGAGAUUUUGUGUUCAUCCUUCAAUCACCUUUGCAACAAUGGAGCAGCUAGUAGAUUGCCCACCCCACUUCCUGGCUCUUUGAAACGUUGAGCAUUCUGUCCAAAGAAAAUAUGAAAUAUAUACUCCAUAGAUUAUGCAGAUUUGUGUAAGUUAUUCUGCAUAUACUGCUAAUGGGGAGGGCAAAAAUUGCUAAAUACAUACUCCCUGACCCCACAAACCCUUGGUCUAAUACCAUGCUUGUUUUCAUGCCUAGUUUUGUAACAACAACAAAAAAACACCUUGCAGCAUAGUCCCUUCUUUCCACUGUCUUAGCAGUUUCAUAAGUACUGCUUCAGCAGGUGCUAAUGGCAUAUUCUUAUACUUUUAUAAGUGAACUUAUAUUUUAGACCUUAUUUUUAUAACGUAUUUUAAGUACACUGAACAUUUUAAAAAUAAUUUUGAAUAUAUGCUAUUUCCUACUCUUAGGACUUAAAGUUCAAUAAUGGUAAUUUAUUGUUGGCAAAAGGUCAAAAGUGUAUCAUAUCGUAUUGUAAUAUGGCUGGGUAUUAUUUUCCAUUUGAAUGAGGAUCACUGCAUCCUACCUGUAGCAACUGUGUAAGGCACGCGAAUCUGUAUACUGUCCCUGUUAACACAUGUAACUCCUCUCCUUAAUAAAGUGGGGUCAAAUGUAUUGAAGUUGGAAACAAAUGGUAAGGUAAGGUUAUGGAUUAAAAUUCUAAUUUUAGGCCUGCCAA
Messenger RNA from Elgaria multicarinata webbii, 3497 nucleotides. RefSeq names its product rab9 effector protein with kelch motifs-like. Bases 256 to 1608 code for a protein of 450 amino acids. NCBI's taxonomy places the organism in Eukaryota, Metazoa, Chordata, Lepidosauria, Squamata, Anguidae. The transcript is spliced from 9 exons. Gene Ontology annotation, cellular component: cytoplasm. The record is from RefSeq and is a predicted model, not a curated record. Gene Ontology annotation, molecular function: protein binding; chromatin binding.